CCUCAGUCACGGCGAACCCAACGAGAGAGAAGGAGAACCCCAACCUUCCCCGAAUCUACCCUUGGAUCGAAACGAGGAGCUCAGCAAUGGCGAACGAGAGUGGGGACGAUGGCGGCGGCGCCGGAGGAGGAGGAGGAGGCGCCGCCGCCGCCGCCGCUUCAUCGGUGGUGGUGGAGGUGAAGAACCUCCGGUUCACGUACCCGGGGAUCGACGGGCACCCUCCGCCGGGCUCCGCCCCGCUCAUCGACGGUUUCUCCCUCGCUCUCCGCGCUGGCGACCGGUGCCUCCUCGUCGGCUCCAAUGGCGCCGGGAAGACGACGAUCUUGAAGAUCCUCGGAGGGAAGCACAUGGUGGAUCCCGACAUGGUGCGGGUGCUGGGGAGAUCGGCGUUCCACGACGUCGCGCUCACCGCCUCCGGCGAUCUCUCCUACUUGGGUGGAGAGUGGAGGCGGGAUAUCGCAUUUGCUGGUUUUGAGGUUGCUAUACAGAUGGAUGUUUCGGCAGAGAAGAUGAUCUACGGAGUUACUGGCGUUGAUCCACAAAGAAAAGAUGAGCUUAUUAAGAUUUUAGAUAUUGAUCUGUCGUGGCGCAUGCACAAAGUGUCAGAUGGCCAAAGAAGACGAGUUCAGAUCUGCAUGGGCCUUCUCAAGCCAUUUAAGGUUCUUCUUCUUGAUGAGAUCACAGUUGACCUCGAUGUUCUGGCAAGGGGCAACCUUUUAAGAUAUCUAAGGAAGGAAUGUGAAGAACGAGGUGCAGUGAUUAUCUACGCGACACAUAUUUUUGAUGGUCUCGAUGAUUGGCCGUCGCAUGUUGUAUAUGUUGCACAUGGGAAGUUGCAACUAGCAUUACCUUUGGAAAAAGUGAAAGAAAUGAGUAAUUUGUCUCUCAUGAGGACAGUGGAGAGUUGGUUGCGAAAAGAGAAGGAAGAGAACAGGAAGAGAAGAAAGGAGAGGAAGGCUAUGGGUCUUGCGGAGUACGAUAAGUCAGUCGAGGGCAGCCGAGUUGUAGGAGACCCUGCUAGAAGUGCGGCUCGAGUGAUGAACAACGGCUGGGCCGCUGGGCGACUGCAUUCGACCGUGGCCGGCGAGGAGAACUUCUUUUUCAGUUCUAACAGUGUUCUCAGGCAAUAAUUUAUUAUUACAACUCGUCAGAAAUGCCAAUUCAAAUAUUUUAAUUCCCAAAAGAAAGGCCUCUAACAAAUUAAGGUCUUUUUCACAAGGUAAAGAGUAAGUUCUUUGGAUAUGCUUGUUCUUAAGAUAGGUUUUCAACCUCUAAGCUCAUCACAGAGAGGCUUUUCUACAUGCUUUUCUGAAAAGCAGUUGCGAUAGCAACAGCUUUUGGCUGUGUAGUUAUAUUAGUACUCUGCACCACAUGCAGUUGAGAGAUUUAUUUCUCAGAAAUGCAGACAUGCUACAGUCCUGAGAAGCCUACUUUAUAAAUAAGCCAUUGUUCAUUUUGUUGUGAAUUACAUGUGAUAAAUCCUAUCACAUGUUCAACUUGGUCAGGAAUUUGUUGCUUGAACCGUGUAUAUUUUGAUUUAUGAAAUCAUAUGUAUCUGUUGAUGGGCUUCAGCACACUCACUCUGUAUUUAAGAGAUGUUAUUCACUUUUUAUGUUGUAUUUUCUUCUUA
Ananas comosus (pineapple) is the source of this 1630-nucleotide messenger RNA. Its product is annotated as ABC transporter I family member 20. The record is from RefSeq and is a predicted model, not a curated record. Lineage: Eukaryota; Viridiplantae; Streptophyta; Magnoliopsida; Poales; Bromeliaceae. The transcript has 7 exons. The coding region runs from base 87 to 1130 and encodes 347 amino acids. Gene Ontology annotation, molecular function: ATP hydrolysis activity; ATP binding.